Anopheles coluzzii is the source of this 597-nucleotide messenger RNA. RefSeq names its product DPH3 homolog (gene Dph3). The record is from RefSeq and is a predicted model, not a curated record. The transcript is spliced from 3 exons. Gene Ontology annotation, biological process: protein histidyl modification to diphthamide. Bases 213 to 470 code for a protein of 85 amino acids. Lineage: Eukaryota; Metazoa; Arthropoda; Insecta; Diptera; Culicidae. Gene Ontology annotation, molecular function: metal ion binding.
UGUCAUUUGAGCGGGAUGUAAACAACACGCGCUGCCAUGCGUUGCUGCUUUGCUUUGUGCCAUCGAAGUGUCCGUCUCGCAGGUCCCGAAAACCGAACGCAACACUCGCGCGUGUUUGUGUCCCCGCGACAGGGAAGAGGGGGCAGGACGAAUUGCUGCCGCCGCUGUAUGAUGCCGCUUGCCGUCUACCCGCUGUACGGCCGGCCAGUGAGAUGAGUGUGUACCACGAUGAGGUCGAAAUCGAGGAUUUCGAGUACGACGAGGAGGAGGAGAUGUACUACUACCCGUGCCCGUGCGGCGACCGGUUUCAAAUCAGCCGGGAAGAGCUGAUCGCGGGCGAGGAGGUCGCUACCUGCCCGAGCUGCUCGCUCAUAGUGAAGGUGAUCUACGAUCCGGAAGCGUUUGCCGCGGAACAGGACGAAACGGAAGCGGUGGCGGGUAAAGCGACCGAUCAGCUGGAAAAGAACUAAACUGGUCAAGUGUGAAUAUUACGAAGAAUAAAGCUAGUCGCAAACCAGAUAAAAAAGAGGAAAACACAGAGUGCAUCAACAAUUAAAACACUAACAAGUACAGUAUGGUGAAAAUAACUUACAGGUC